AAAAUUAGUUGCAUUAUCUCGAGGAAUCCCGUUAAAUAAUCUCACGAUCGCACAAUAAUUAUAUCUUCCCUCGAAGAGCGGAUGAACCAACGGCUAAUCAUUAUCUUUCUCCAUUAUUAGGUCGAUCGUAAUUAUUAAUCCUUAAUAAAACAAGAUUUUUACGGCCGGGAGAAUAACGAAAAGCAAAAGAGAAAACGUAAAAAAACAAAAAAAAAAAAAAGAAGAAAAAAGUCCAAGCAAAAAAUCGCGCUCUACACGGUCAGUCGGUAACUAAUUCCUAUAAGAACUCGGAGAUGAGAAAAAAAAAAAAAGCGCAUACCAGUAUCACCGCCAGUUUCCUUUCCUUGAUCUAUAAGGACAACAACCCCAAAAAUAAAAUAAAAAACCCUAAAUAACAAGAUCGAUUUCCGUUCUUUAAUCUCCUUCACCGAUCGAUAUCUCUCGCCGCCGUCGAAACAAUGCGCUACUUAUCGUUCGAGUUUCAUUCCGGCAGUCUCAAUAGUGGGUGCCGAGAGAGCUUCUUGAGGGAUUUCAAGGAGCUGGGGGAAGAAGGGCCGGAAUCCGCCGUCAGGAGAAUCGUCCAACUGUCCCAUAUGGCGGCCGAGAUCAACGGCCAGGAUCGCGUCUUCGGUCCGCUCGUCAAGUGCGUGGAAGACGCACUAGUAGUGGGCCCCGCCGCGGAAGAUAUUAACAACGGUACUGCGAGGACGACGACUGAUGACGUGUUGUUCGCGUGGGACCUACCCAACGGCGGCGGCAGGGUCACCGUAUCGAGAUUCACCGCACGUGCGAUGGUGGCGGACGUCCCCGACGAGGAGUACGACUACGACAGCGAGCUGGAGCGGCGGCUCUGCGAGGACGAUGAUAUCCUUGAGGAGGAUAUGGGAUUGGAAUUGGAAUUGGAGAGCGAGAGCGAGGAGGAGGAGGAGGCGGUGGUGGAUGUGGAGGAGUUUCUAGAGGACGUGAGGGUGGAAGGAGGCGGCGGCGGCGGCGGGGAGGGAGUUAAGUGUGGGGUUUGUUUGGAGGAGAUGGCGGCGGGGAGUGAAGCGACGGCGACGAGGUGCCGGCAUGUGUACCACGGGGAGUGCAUCAGGAAGUGGCUGCGGCUGAAGCUGCGGAGGGAGGACUCCGCUGCGUGUCCCUUGUGCAGGUUCCCCGCCGCCGCCGCCGCGUCGGACAUGCAGGAGGAAACUGGAUGACGCCACGUGGAGGACCAUAUUUGAGGGGUUUAAUCGUUUGUGUUAUAUUUAGUCUUUGUUUGUGGUUUUGGGUAGUAGCAUGUUAGUGUAUGGUAUAUGAUUUACUAUUAAUGGGGAUUAAUUCGAGUGGUAGUCAUUUAUGGCUCAAGAUAGGGUGAGUAAUUUUAGGGUGAGUAACAAUGAGUAGGGCUGUUAAUGAACCAAGCCGCUCAUGAACGGCUCGGUAUGCGACUCGAGAAAAACUCGUUCGACACUCGAUUCGUUUUAAUCGAGCCGGCUCGCGAACAAGCUCGUUAACUAAACGAGCCGAACUCGAGCCAUACCAUGUUCAGCUCGAAAGCUCGCGAACAAGCUCAUUUAAUGGUUUGACAUAAAAAAGGAUUAGAAUUCAUGGAUUUUAUGUAUUGAAAUUGGGAUAAAUAUUGUGUUUUACUUUGCUAGACUUUGUUACAGGUUAGAAUGUAAUUUUGUGCGCAGUUCUAGGUCAAUCUUGAGCUAUCAUGAACAUUUUAUGAGCUGAACACGAAUUUGGGCUCGUUAAGCUUAUUUGACGAGCCGAGCUCGAGCUUUCAUUUUCAUAAACGAGCCGAGCUCGAGCUUGCAUAUUAAAGCUCGUAACGAACACGAGCCGAGCUCGAGCCUGGAAAUAUAUUAACGAGCCGAGCCCGAACUAUGGCAAAGCUCGGCUCGACUCGGCUCAUUAACAGCCCUAACAAUGAGUAACCAAAUCUGGACCUUUCUAUUAAGUGGCUGCAAAUCUAAAGGUAGAGAAUUAAAGGAAUUUAUUUUACCUAGUUUUCUUAAUUGGAUCAUAUCUUCUUCAUUCUAACUCAAUUUUUUUUUCCACAGAUGGAACGAGUUCGUUGUGCUAUACAAAAUGAUAUCCAUUUUCAAUAUUUUUUGAGAAUUUUUUUUAAUCUCUCUCGUUACCACCUCCAUACCAUAUGGUAUCUUCUUCGUUGUUUAGUCAUUUUCGGAAUUUUUUGCACAAAAGGAACGAUUUAAUCAUGAUCUAUUGGAUUUCAAAAUUUUAUGGGGAAAAAAUUCCAUACCUUUCGUUACCAACUCCAUACCAUACUAUACCACCCUGGUAUGAGAUGAUAUUUUUCAUACCAUAUGGUAUGCUGUUAUUUAAUACCAGUCAAUACCAUAUGGUAAUAACUGGCAAAUUUUUUUUGUUCUAAAAAAUAUCAAAGUGGAUAUCAUUUUGAAUCGUUACCAACUCCAUACCAUACUAUACCACCCUGGUAUGAGGUGGUAUUUUUCAUACCAUAUGGUAUGCUGUUAUUUAAUACCAGUCAAUACCAUAUGAUAUUAACUGGUGAUAACUGACAAAUUUUUUGUUCUAAAAAAUAUCAAAGUGGAUAUCAUUUUGAAGAGCACAAUUAAUUUGAUCUAACUGUGCAAAAAAAUUAAAUUCCGAGUUAAAACGAGUGAGAAAUUGUCCAUUAAAGAUUAAGAGAAAGAAAAUUAAUGAUUUUUCCAGGAGAGAGAAUGAGGCGCUGAUGUGACAAAUUCUUAUUGAGUUAUGUAUGAGGUUACUCAACACAAAGUUACUCACCGGAUCUGCUCUGCCAUCUAUGUUGUUUUCAUGAAAUAGCAUAUAUAUUCUAUAACAUUCGAAGUCUUGGGACGCAAGGAAUUCAUCAUUAGUGGGAGUUCCCCGAUGCAUAGCCAAGUAGCGUUUUCAAUGAACAAAGCAAAAGCAUCUCGUAUAGAAUUCUAAGUCUUGAGAUGCAAGCAAUUCAUCGAUUUUGGGAGCUUUCACUUGAGUAUAUGAUGCAAUAGCCAGUAAACCACAGUCCCAUUCACACUUUAUAAAUCCCCAACAUAAAGCAGACGCCCGUACUUGCCUAUAAAACGUCUAGAAAAUU
Messenger RNA from Linum trigynum, 3073 nucleotides. NCBI's taxonomy places the organism in Eukaryota, Viridiplantae, Streptophyta, Magnoliopsida, Malpighiales, Linaceae. The record is from the annotation of a GenBank genome assembly.